Homo sapiens (human) is the source of this 2794-nucleotide messenger RNA. RefSeq names its product zinc finger protein 354B (gene ZNF354B). Gene Ontology annotation, molecular function: transcription corepressor activity; chromatin binding. Gene Ontology annotation, cellular component: nucleus. The record is from RefSeq and is marked validated. NCBI's taxonomy places the organism in Eukaryota, Metazoa, Chordata, Mammalia, Primates, Hominidae. The transcript has 5 exons. Bases 227 to 2065 code for a protein of 612 amino acids. Gene Ontology annotation, biological process: regulation of DNA-templated transcription.
AGCGGCCGCCUUGCUCCUCUAGGUCCCAGGCGCUCUGCGGAGCUUUCGCUGCCCGGUGAGCGGCGCCGGGCUUGAGGUCGCCCAGACGUCGGAGGAGCCGGGUCACGAGGCUGGAGCUUCCUGCUUGCAGAGUGCGGCGGGGAGGCGCGGCCCGGGAACGCGGGAUCCUGGGGAGAUCUGCCUUCUGGAGACUGCGCCGUCCUCCCGGGAGAGCCAGAAAGAGGACAUGGCUGCUGGGCAGCGGGAAGCGAGGCCCCAGGUGUCACUGACAUUCGAGGACGUGGCUGUGCUCUUUACCUGGGAUGAGUGGAGAAAGCUGGCUCCUUCUCAGAGAAACUUGUACCGGGAUGUGAUGCUGGAGAACUAUAGGAACCUGGUCUCACUGGGACUCUCAUUUACCAAACCAAAAGUCAUCUCCCUGUUGCAGCAAGGAGAAGAUCCCUGGGAGGUGGAGAAAGACAGUUCUGGUGUCUCCUCUCUAGGAUGUAAGAGCACACCUAAAAUGACAAAGUCAACUCAAACUCAGGAUUCAUUUCAGGAGCAGAUAAGGAAAAGAUUGAAAAGGGAUGAACCCUGGAACUUCAUAUCAGAAAGAUCCUGCAUAUAUGAAGAGAAAUUAAAGAAACAGCAGGACAAAAAUGAAAAUUUACAAAUAAUUUCAGUUGCCCAUACAAAAAUCCUUACUGUAGAUAGAAGCCAUAAAAAUGUUGAAUUUGGCCAAAACUUCUACCUGAAAUCAGUCUUCAUUAAGCAACAGAGAUUUGCUAAAGAAAAAACUCCAUCAAAAUGUGAAAUACAAAGAAAUAGUUUCAAGCAGAAUUCAAAUUUACUUAACCAAUCAAAAAUCAAAACAGCAGAGAAACGCUAUAAAUGCAGUACAUGUGAAAAAGCCUUCAUUCACAAUUCAUCCCUUCGUAAACAUCAGAAAAACCACACUGGAGAAAAAUUAUUUAAAUGUAAAGAAUGUUUAAAAGCUUUCAGCCAAAGUUCUGCUCUUAUUCAACAUCAAAGAACUCAUACAGGAGAGAAACCCUAUAUAUGUAAAGAAUGUGGGAAAGCCUUCAGCCAUAGUGCAUCCCUUUGUAAGCAUUUAAGGACCCAUACUGUGGAGAAAUGCUAUAGAUGUAAAGAAUGUGGUAAAUCCUUCAGUCGAAGGUCUGGGCUUUUUAUACAUCAAAAAAUCCAUGCUCAAGAAAAUCCCCAUAAAUACAAUCCAGGCAGGAAGGCAUCCAGUUACAGCACUUCCCUUUCUGGAAGUCAGAAAAUUCAUCUCAGAAAGAAGUCCUACUUAUGUAAUGAAUGUGGCAACACCUUUAAGUCUAGCUCAUCCCUUCGUUAUCAUCAGAGAAUUCACACUGGAGAGAAGCCUUUUAAAUGUAGUGAAUGUGGGAGAGCCUUCAGCCAGAGUGCCUCUCUUAUUCAACAUGAAAGAAUUCACACCGGAGAAAAGCCCUAUAGAUGCAAUGAAUGUGGGAAAGGCUUUACUUCUAUUUCACGACUUAAUAGACACCGAAUAAUUCAUACUGGAGAGAAAUUGUAUAAUUGUAAUGAAUGUGGUAAAGCCUUAAGCUCCCACUCAACACUUAUUAUUCAUGAGCGAAUUCAUACUGGAGAAAAACCAUGUAAAUGUAAAGUAUGUGGAAAAGCCUUCAGACAGAGUUCCGCUCUCAUUCAACAUCAGAGAAUGCAUACUGGAGAAAGACCCUAUAAGUGUAACGAAUGUGACAAAACAUUCAGGUGUAACUCAUCGCUUAGUAAUCACCAGAGAAUUCAUACUGGAGAGAAACCAUAUCGAUGUUUAGAAUGUGGGAUGUCUUUUGGCCAAAGUGCAGCUCUUAUACAACAUCAGAGGAUUCAUACAGGAGAAAAACCCUUUAAAUGUAAUACAUGUGGAAAAACUUUUAGACAAAGCUCAUCACUUAUUGCACAUCAAAGAAUUCAUACUGGAGAGAAACCCUAUGAAUGUAAUGCAUGUGGGAAACUCUUUAGCCAGAGGUCAUCCCUUACUAAUCAUUAUAAAAUUCACAUUGAAGAGGACUCCUUAAAAGCCGAUUUGCAUGUGUGAAAGCCUUAAACCAAAACUCAUCAGAGAAUACAUGCUUGAGAGUGAUUUAUUAAAUAUAAUGAAUAUGAGAAAACUCUUAGUUCUCAUCAGAUACUAAGUUUUAAGAAUAAACUUUAGCUAUGUAAUAACUUAUGGGAAAAGCUUUUAUACUUGUCACUCACUUUUUAAAAUAUCCCGAGACAGUUCACUGUUGCAGACAUUGAAAUUGGCCAUUUGUAAGAUAAAAGGUAUGUUUAUAAAAUCUCUUUAUAUAAUAUAUGCUAUCUAUGACAUGCAAAAAAGAAAAGUCUGGGUGCUGAGGUGCUGAAUUUUUCAUUAGAAAAACAUUUGUAUAAACUACUAUUAUAUAAAUAUAAGCAUAUUUAUUACAGCAAACAUUUUAAUAGCAAACAAAACAAUUGAUCUUAAAAAUAUAUGCAAUAUAUACUUACCUGGCAGGGAAGAUUACCAUGAUCACGAAGGUGGUUUUCCCAGGGCAAGGCUUAUCCAUUGCACUCCAGAUGUGCUGACCCCUUCAAUUUCCCAAAAUGUGGAAAACUCAACUGCAUAAUUUAUGGUAGUGGGGGACUACAUUCGCACUUUCUCCUGAAAUAUAUAUAUAUAUGCAGUAUUAGAGCAAAGGACCAAUAAGAGAUAAAAACUAACUGAACUACCUCUUAGUGCCUGGAAUUUACCUUUUCCUGACUUACUGUCAAACUUCGUGCAUGGCUUUUAUUAAAAAAGAAAAAA